This is a messenger RNA of Aphidius gifuensis, 5510 nucleotides long. RefSeq lists its product as uncharacterized. Lineage: Eukaryota; Metazoa; Arthropoda; Insecta; Hymenoptera; Braconidae. Gene Ontology annotation, molecular function: UDP-glycosyltransferase activity. The record is from RefSeq and is a predicted model, not a curated record. Bases 315 to 5510 code for a protein of 1731 amino acids. The transcript is spliced from 22 exons.
UUAAGUAAAUUAAUGAUUAAAAUGUUUAAUAUCAAGUCAAUGUAAGUGGGAGAAAAUUAAAUGCACUAUCAAUUGGUUCAACGUAAUAUUUUUUAUCAUUAUGAGUGGUUUUUUUUUUUUAUAUAAAAACAGCACUUGUGAUACUUUCAUAUUUCAAGAUCAUCAAUUUACACAUGUACAGCUUGAGAUGUGUAAAUCUCUUGCAGUAUAUCAUUAACUGGUUUAAGUUUUUGUUGAGUAAUAAAUGUUUAAGAACAGAGUGUUGUGUAAUAUUUAUUGAAUAUAAAAUAUUGUGUAUAUAAAAAAAAGUUAAAAUGAAAAUAUUAUUUAAUAUUUUAGUGUUAUUUUUUUUGAUAAUUGAGAUUGAUAAUUGUGUUGGAUAUAGAAUCCUUGCAUUAUUUCCAUUAAAUGUAAAAAGUCAUUUUAAAAUGUAUGAGAGAUUAAUGAAAGGACUUGUUGAACGUGGACAUCAAGUGGAUGUCAUCAGUUGUUAUCCACUUGAUACACCAAUGAAAAAUUAUACAGAUAUUGUAUUAGAUCUAAUAGCUUCUGAAGAUGUUGAUGAAUUUACGUAUGAUCUUCUUCCUAUAUACACUGGUUUAUCUCUGUAUAAUAUGCUUGCGACUUCGGUUGGAAAUGACCUUUGUAAGGGUCUUCUUGAAAAUUCUAAAAUUAAAAAUAUCAUAAAUAAUCCACCAACAGAUCCACCAUAUGACUUAAUCAUCAUGGAAUUGUUUGCUGCCAACUGUUUCAUGGCACUUGGACAUAAAUUAAGCAUACCAGUAAUUGCAACAAGUACAUCAUUUUGGCCAUGGACAUCAGCAAUGCUUGGAAAUCCUGAGAAUUUAGCAGUAACACCAAAUAUAUUGAUCUAUAAUUUUGAUAGAAUGAAUUUUUUUGAUAGAAUGUAUAAUGUUAUUUUUACAUUUUAUACAAAUUAUAUAUUUAAUAAAAUAAGAACACCACAAGAUCAAAUGAUCAAAGAAACGUUUGGUCCAAAUACACCUAGUCUGAUGGAAUUGGAAAAAACAUUUGAUUUAUUUCUCGUAAAUACACAUCCAUCAUUGAAUGAUCCAAUACCAAGAAUACCAGCAUUAAUUGAAGUUGGUGGUCUUCAUGCUCUGGAUGAUGACAGCCCUGAAUUGACCAUGGCUGAUAAAAAACGGCUAGAUGAGAGUACUGAUGGAUUUAUUUAUUUUACAUUUGGAUCAUUUGCCGUGACUGAAUCAUUUCCUUUGUCAAUAAUUCAGGCAUUUUACAAAUCAUUUGCAAAACUUGCUCCAAUGAGAGUACUCAUGAGAGUUAAACGACCAGAAAGACUUCUACCAGGACUUCCAGAGAAUGUUAAAAUUUUCACAUGGAUAUCACAACCUAAAGUACUUAAACAUGAGAAUAUUCGUGCAUUUAUAACACAUGGUGGAUUAAUGGGAACUCGGGUUGGGAUUGAUAAUUGUGUAGGAUACAGAAUCCUUGCAGUAUUUCCAUUAAAUGCAAAAAGUCAUUUUAAAAUGUAUGAGAAAUUAAUGAAAGGUCUUGUCAAACGUGGACAUCAAGUAGAUGUUAUUAGUAGUUUACCACUUGAUACACCAAUAACAAAUUAUACAGAUAUUGUAUUAGAUCCAAUAGUUUCUGAGCAUAUUGAUGAAUUUACUUAUGAUCUUCUUCCUGUAUACACUGGUUUGGCUCAGUAUGAUAUACUUGCGACUGCAGCAGGAAAUGUCCUUUGUAAAGGUUUUCUUGAAGAUUCUAAAACUAAAAAUAUAAUUAAUAAUCUACCAACAAAUCCACCAUAUGAUUUAAUCAUCAUGGAAUUAUUUGCUGCUAAUUGUUUUAUGGCACUUGGACAUCGAUUAAAUAUACCAGUAAUUGCAGCAACGCCACAAGAUAAAAUGAUUGAAAAAACAUUUGGUCCAAGUACACCUGGCCUGAUAGAAUUGGAAAAGCAAUUUGAUUUAUUUCUCGUAAAUACACAUCCAUCAUUGAAUGAUCCGAUACCAAGAGUACCAGCAUUAAUUGAAGUUGGUGGUCUUCAUGCUCUGGAUGAUGAUAGUCCCGAAUUAACAGAGGCUGAUAAAAAAUGGCUAGAUGAGAGUACUGAUGGGUUUAUUUAUUUUACAUUUGGAUCCAUGGUUGUAACUGAAUCAUUUCCUUUAUCAAUAAUUGAAGCAUUUUACAAAUCAUUUGCAAAACUUGCACCAUUACGAGUACUUAUGAAAGUUAAACGUCCAGAAAGACUUCCACCAGGCCUUCCUAGCAAUGUUAAAAUCUUUUCAUGGAUAUCACAACCUAAAGUACUCAAUCAUGAGAAUAUUCGUGCAUUUAUAACACACGGUGGAUUAAUGGGAACUCAAGAAGCUGUUCUUUACGGAGUACCAAUGAUUGGUGUACCACUUUUUUGUGAUCAAUUUGACAAUGUUGAUCUGUAUGUACGAAAAAAUAUUGCAAUUCGUUUAGAUCACAAAGAAAUAACUGAACAAAAAUUGAAUUUUGCUUUGAACGAAAUACUUGAAAAUCCAAUGUACAGAAUCAAUGCAAAAAAAUUGGCCAUCAAAUUUAAAGAUCGUCUAUCAAGUCCACUUGAUACAGCAUGCUACUGGAUCGAAUACAUUGGUAGACAUGGUAAAAAUUCACUGAGAUCACCAACUUUGGAUUUGGCUUGGUGGCAAGUUCAACUACUCGAUGUCUAUGCUGCAAUUUUAUUCAUCAUCACCAUGAUCAUAAUUAUUUCAGUAAUGUUAGGAAAAUACAUAAUUAAAAAAUUCUAUUUUUACAUUCCAACAUCAGGCGAAAAAAAAAAUUACUAUAUAUGGAUACUUGCAUUAUUUCCAUUGAAUGUUCGCAGUCAUUUUAAAAUGUUUGCAAGAUUAACAAAAGGUCUCGUUGAACGUGGUCAUCAAAUGGAUGUCAUCAGUUGUUAUCCACUUGUAAUGCCGAUGACAAAUCAUACUGAUAUUACUAUUAGACCACUUGUUACUGAAAAUCUUGAUGAGUGUCAUUAUAAUUUUUUUUAUGUGUACAAUAAUGUGAGGCAAUUUAAAACAUUCGCAAGUCAAUUAGGUAAUAAAGUUUGUGAGGGCAUUUUGAAGAAUUCUGAAAUUCAAAAUAUUAUUAAUAAUCCAUCAACAAAUCCACCGUAUGAUUUAAUUCUCAUGGAAUUAUUUGCUGCUAGUUGUUUUAUGGCACUUGGACAUCAAUUAAAUAUUCCAAUAAUUGCUGCGACACCACAAGAUGCCAUGAUUGAGGAAAUGUUUGGUCCAAGUACACCUGGUCUGAUGGAAUUGGAAAAAACAUUUGAUUUAUUUCUCGUAAAUACACAUCCAUCAUUGGACGAUCCAAUACCAAGAGUACCAGGAUUAAUUGAAGUUGGUGGUUUACAUGCUCUGGCUGAUGAUAGUCCUGAAUUAUCAGUGGUUGAUAAAAAAUGGCUAGAUAAGAGCACUUAUGGAUUUAUUUAUUUAUCAUUUGGAUCAUUUACCGUGGUUGAAUCAUUCCCUUUAUCAAUAAUUGAGGCAUUUUACAAGUCAUUUAAUAAACUUGCACCAAUAAGAAUACUCAUGAGAGUUAAACGACCUGAAAGACUUUCAUCAGGUCUUCCGAGCAAUGUUAAAACUUUUACUUGGAUAUCACAAGCUAAAGUACUCCAACAUAAAAAUAUUCGUGCAUUUAUAACACAUGGUGGAUUAAUGGGAACUCAGGAAGCAGUUGCUAAUGGAGUACCAAUGAUUGGUGUACCACUUUUUACUGAUCAAUUUACUAAUAUUGAUCUGUAUGUACGAAAAAAUAUUGCCAUUCGCUUAGAUCACAAAGAAAUAACUGAACAAAAAUUAGAUUUUGCCUUGAGGGAAAUACUUGAAAAUCCCAUGUACAGAAUCAAUGCAAAAAAAUUGGCCAUCAAAUUUAGAGAUCGCCCAGCAAGUCCACUUGAUACAGCAUGCUAUUGGAUUGAAUAUAUUGGUAGACAUGGUAAAAAUGCACUGAGAUCACCAACUCUAGACUUGGCUUGGAUCCUUGCUUUUUUUCCAUUAAAUGUAAGAAGUCAUUUUAUGAUGUUUGAGAGAUUAGCUAAAGGUCUUGCUAGACGUGGUCAUCAAGUGGAUGUUGUUAGUCCUUAUCCACUUGUUACGCCAAUGAAAAAUUAUACUGAUAUUACUGUUGAACCUCUGGUUACUGAAAAUAUUAAUGAUUUUAGUUAUAAUCACUUUUAUCAGUACAAUAAUAUAAUGCAAUUUGAAAUGUAUGCAACUCAGAUAGGUAAUGACGUUUGUGAUAGUAUUUUAAAAAAUUCUAAAAUUAAAAAUAUCAUUAAUAAUCCACCAACAAAUCCACCGUAUGAUUUAUUCAUCAUGGAAUUACUUGGUGGUAAUUGUUUUAUGGCAUUUGGACAUAAAUUGAAUAUUCCAAUGAUUGCUGCGGCUUCAUCUAGUGUUCCAUGGACAUCAGCCCUGAUUGGAAAUCCUGAUAAUUUAGCUAUAACGAACAAUAUUUUUCUAAGUACCAGUUUUGAUAGAAUGAAAUUUUUUGAUAGAAUGUAUAAUGUUAUUUUUACAUUUUAUACAAAUUAUAUAUUCAAUAAAUUAAGAGCACCACAAAAUAAAAUGAUUGAAGAAACAUUUGGUCCAAAUAUACCUGAUUUGAUGGAAUUGGAAAAACAAUUUGAUUUACUCCUUGUAAAUACACAUCCAUCAUUGAAUGAUCCAGUACCAAGAGUACCAGCAUUUAUUGAAGUUGGUGGUCUUCAUGCUUUGACUGAUGAUACUCCUAAAUUAACAGAGGCUGAUAAAAAAUGGCUAGAUGAGAGUACUGAUGGAUUUAUUUAUUUAUCAUUUGGAUCCAUGGCUGUAACUGAAUCAUUUCCUUUAUCAAUAAUUGAAGCAUUUUAUAAAUCAUUUGCUAAAAUUGCACCAAUUAGAAUACUCAUGAAAAUUAAACAACCUGAAAAACUACCACCAGGUCUUCCAGAUAAUAUUAAAACGUUUACAUGGAUAUCACAAGCUAAAGUACUCAAGCACAAAAAUAUUCGUGCAUUUAUAACACAUGGUGGAUUAAUGGGAACUCAAGAAGCAGUUGCUCAUGGAGUACCAAUGAUUGGUGUUCCACUUUUCUGUGAUCAAUAUACAAAUAUUGAUCUGUAUGUACAAAAAAAUAUUGCAAUUCGGCUAGAACAUAAAGAAAUAACUGAACAAAAAUUAGAUUUUGCCUUGAGGGAAAUUCUUGAAAAUCCCAUGUACAGAAUCAAUGCAAAAAAAUUGGCUAUUAAAUUUAGAGAUCGCCCAGCAAGUCCACUUGAUACAGCAUGUUUUUGGAUUGAAUAUAUUGGUAGACAUGGUAAAAAUGCACUGAGAUCACCAACUCUGGACUUGGCCUGGUGGCAGGUUCAACUCCUCGAUGUCUAUGCUGCAAUUCUAUUCAUCAUUACAAUGAUCAUUAUAAUCUUAGUAAUUUUAAUAAAAUACAUUGUUAAAAAAUUCCAUUCCCACAUUCCAACAUCAGAUGAGAAAAAAAAUAGCUAG